AUGGAAGAUACCCGCGAAUCUCACUUCGCAAGCAAGGCCUCCAGUGCACCGCAGAGGCCCUUUGUGACUAGCCCCAAGUUGACGCUUAAGACCAGUGGGCUAUCGGCGCCUACGAAUGCCCGACUUGCCCGGCUAAUGUCGCCUCUGUCUGCAUGCACAACCUCGUCGUGUUCGGAUACGGAGUGGCAGCAACAGAUGCAGGGAUUCGACGACCUCUACGAUGCCACCGACGACGACAACUCGGCUGAUGACGAAACCGAAAUCAGUGAUACGUGCUUUUCCGCGCCGGGGACCAGGCCUGGGAGCUUGGUGACACCGAUCACAAGGAAUUCGGUCACUUCAACGAGCAGUCGCGGUAGUCGCAAGCGCUUGCUGACUCUGGAAAUCCCCUCACCUACGAUAUGGCCAUCCAUCAAUGGAACCCACAAGAGUUCGCCCAUUCCUCCGACUCCCCCGCCCAAGAUUCCUGUUUCCCCUUUGGCGCUCUCGAUGCUUGCUCGCUCGGUACCUGCUUCCCAUGCUCCGCCCUCGCUCGAUGGAAGUAUAUCCUCCGAUCAGGAGUCUAAUCUCAGCGCCUUCACUCCCGACACACAUUCCCUUCCUGAUACCAAUUGGGACAUGCCAAAUAUUCAUGUGCGGCCUGAUCUGGAUGGAAGUCAAGAUGGAGAUCUAAGGAAUGAAGACGGCAGUCAUGAUCUUCAGGAGGUACCGAUUGCAAUUGAGAGCUCACAGGAUGAUUGGCGCCAUGUUCUUGGUCGAUUUCCUCAAAUUCCCAACACUCUUCAGGACCUGGAAGAGGUUUCUCGGGAACCGACCCCGUCAGAUCAGGGCAUUCACCUGCCCGAUGGUGCACUGGCAAUGUUACAUCAUAUUCCUCUCAACGGUACUCCGGAGGCAUGGUCUGAAACAUCGGAAGGAAAUGAUGAGAUGUGGCAGCUCCAAGCACCUUCGAGCCGCCCUCGCAGCGCAGAUGGUGUCACUCCAGCAUCAGAACUGUCCGGCUACAGCUUCAGUGAGCUGAGUAUUCCAUCGCCUGGUGGCUUUUUCGCUUCGCUCGCCCCUCGUGCUCGCCACACAUGGUCAAUUCCAAACCACAACCAGCCUCCAUCAUCAGCCGUUGCCGAGGGCUUCUACAAUCUGCCAUGGCGGCGGGAGGAAGGAGAAGUUGUUGAGCAGGUAAUUGAGUGGCCUGAACGUCCUAAAGAAGAUCCCAUCACUGCUGUUCGGGAUGAUCAUGGUCCUCCAACUGCCAUUCGUCUUCCAUGUGACACGCCCACUCGCCCAGUCGCUCAUCAAGACAGCCCCAUGAGUGCCACCUUUGAGGCAGUUCAAGAGAUCACGGAGACUGGGAAUGUGUACGAGUAUGAUGAGACGUACGACCAUGAGCUCCAGGAGCGUGCUGCUGCCAGCCUUGAUCGAACCAGUGUUUGGCUCAAUGCUCAAGCAUCAUACCUUUCUGCCCUCAGUGAGACCAAUCCCGUCAACGAGCUUGAUUCCAACAAGGACUUCACGAGUAUUGUCCUCGAUGAAUCUGUUGAACAGCAAGACAUCGGUGCUAAGAAGGCUGUCCGAUUUGUUGAAGGCGUCCCGGAGGCUAUAAGCCCUAAGCCACCCGUUCUUGCUAGCAAGGAUUCAAUUUACUGGCGAGGCUUCCAGUCCCUUCGGCAACGAUCUGAGAAGGGGGAUGGCUUCCUGCACCGGAAUAUGCGCUUCGAUGCAAUCCAAUCAUUCCGACUGGGUUUGGUUGAUAUGCACAUUAACUGCCUGAUGGGCAAAUAUGAGCUCACUAGCCCAGUGCGGCCCGCAUACAAGGGGCCAUUCUCUCAAUCACCGCGCAAGUCAAUCAUUACCUCCGUCCUUGCUGAGAAAGCACAGUUCUCCAAACUUGAGAAGGAACAGCUCGUUCUCGCCCAACUUUGUCAACCUAUGUGGGCCAUGGAUGCUCUGCGAUGUUUGAACGGUGGAAAGCUGCUCACCAGUCCUGCCCGAAUGCAACUUGCGCGCACCAGGACACCUCUCCGUCCGGAAGAGCCACGACGCCGUACGGUCAGGAUCUUGGACCUGAGUGGUCAUGCUUCGUGCGAGUGGGCCUGGCAAGCCGCACUUGAGUUCCCAAAUGCCACUGUUUACUCGGUUGUCACCAAGAACCGGACAAUGAACAGUGGUAUCAAGGGACCGCCCAACCACCGCGUGGUUUCCGUUGCAAAUCUGUGGGAGUUGCCUUUCGGUAAUUGCAAGUUCGAUGUGAUCAGCACACGCUCCAUGCAUGCUCUGUUGAAGACAGAAGCACCUGCUGGAUGUGAUCGGGAUGAAUAUGACUUGGUUUUAAAGGAAUGUCUCCGCUGCCUUCGACCGGGCGGCUUCCUUGAGUACAUGGUCCUCGAUGCUGAGGUUUCUCGUGCUGGUUCAUAUGCCUCAGCCUUAUCGGUUGAGUUUGCUUUCAACCUGCGUACGCGCGGCUACGACGCCAGUGCCUCGAAGGGCUUCCUCUCUCGUCUACGAAAAAGCGGAUACGUCGGCAUCAAGCGUGCCUGGAUGUUCCUGCCCAUGGGCAUGGAGCCCAGCGAGCCGCAGCCGCCGCGAGAGACACCUGCUCCUCGUGUACCAAGUCAAAUUGAAGAGUACGAAGCUGUGCAAGGCCCUAUUGGCAGCACGGGUGAUAUCGCCAGUAUGACUGGUCUGCUUGGUGGAUGGAUGUGGGAGCAGUGGCUUGUCCAGUUCCGUUUGGAGAUGGGUCGUGAGAGAGCCAAGUUGCUUGAGGGUCUCGGAGCAUUGUUUGACGAGGGGCGGAAAAACGGAGCAGGCUGGACCUGCUUAUCCGGGUGGGCGAUGAAGCCGAAGCGCACCAAGACUGUCCAGCCCAAUGGGUUAGGUAUGAUCUGA
This is a messenger RNA of Penicillium atrosanguineum, 2883 nucleotides long. RefSeq lists its product as uncharacterized. The record is from RefSeq and is a predicted model, not a curated record. Lineage: Eukaryota; Fungi; Ascomycota; Eurotiomycetes; Eurotiales; Aspergillaceae. The transcript has a single exon. Bases 1 to 2883 code for a protein of 960 amino acids.